GUACCAUCCAAAGAUAAAGUAAGAUUGUAUGAGAAAAAAACGUUCCCAGAAGUGGCGAUUACCUACUCCCCAAGCAAAUAGUAUCCCAUAUUAGGAUCAUUGCCACACAUAGUAAUCCAUCUGUCACUUUUCUCCCAAGAUUCUAAUUUUGGUCACUCUUUCCAUUUUUGGUGGUCUCUGCAGAAUCCCAAUCCUCUCCAACAACAAUAUAGUUGUUCUUUUUUAUUUUGUGUGUGCUGUGUGUCUUGCAUAUAAAUAAAGAACCUCUUUUGGGGUCCUUCUUUUCAUGCCCAUCUUUCCCCUCUUAUUCUGAAUGCUGGUGGGUUCAGUGUUUGGUGAGGAAGGAUAAUAAAGGUUGGUGCUUUGUGAGAGGGAAGAGAAAAAAACAUGGGGAGGGGGAAGAUUGAGAUUAAGAAAAUUGAGAAUUUGAACAGCAGACAGGUUACCUUUUCCAAGAGGAGAAAUGGGUUGCUCAAGAAGGCCAGAGAAUUGUCUGUUCUAUGUGAUGCUGAGGUUGCUGUCAUCAUAUUCUCUAGCACUGGCAAGCUUUAUGAGUUUUCAAACACAAGCAUGGAGCAUACCCUAUCAAGGUAUAUGAAAGGCACAGAAUUGGAUUCUGCAGAGCAACCUAUUGAUGUGUCCCCAAAAGAUGUUACGGUUAUGGAGCCUGAUACAGAUCUUUUGAUGGAUGAAAUAACAAAGCUUCGAUCUGCAUACUCGUAA
This is a messenger RNA of Vigna umbellata (rice bean), 723 nucleotides long. Lineage: Eukaryota; Viridiplantae; Streptophyta; Magnoliopsida; Fabales; Fabaceae. The record is from RefSeq and is a predicted model, not a curated record.